UUGACGCGGAGCGGCUGACAGCGAGCCCAGCCUGGACUUCCUCAGAGCCGAUGGUGAAGAGCCGCUGCUGCGGUGACGGCCGGAGGAGAAGAAGGAGCCAGCAGUGGCACCGGAGCCGUAGUUCUGAGUCAGUCUCAGAGAUUUAACAGUGUAUCAUCGGAUCCGCGGUAGAAAAAAAACCCAGAAGGGAAGGGAAGGGAGGAAUCGGGAAAGAUGGCGGCCGCGGCCUCGCCGGGCUCCGGCUCGUCCACCUCCUCGGACUGGAUUGUACUGAGAGACGGAUGCCUGCGCUGCGACGACGAGGGCCUGCGGAGCCUGUCCUACCACCCGGCCCUCAACGCUAUCCUGGCGGUCACCAGCCGCGGCAGUAUCAAAGUGAUUGACGGCACUUCGGGGGCCAUCCUGCAGGCCUCGGCGCUGCACGCCAAGCCCGGCGGCCGCGUCAGGUGUCAGUACUUCCCCGCCGUGGACAAGGUGCUUUUCGUGGACGACUAUGCAGUAGGAUGCAGGAAGGACCUGAACGGCAUCCUGCUCCUGGACACGGCCCUCCAGCCCCCGGUGGCCAAGCCCGAGGACCUGGUCCAGCUGGAGCUGCCGGUCACGGAGGCCCAGCAGAUGCUGACCGCCUGUCAGGAAAAGAUCGACGUGUCCAACACGGAGGGCUACGAACUCUUUAUCACCCAGCUCAAAGAGGGCCUGAAGAAUACCUCACACGAGACGGCAGCCAAUCACAAAGUGGCCAAGUGGGCGACGGUCACGCUGCAUCUUCCCCACCACGUCCUCAAGCUGGUGGCCGGCGCCAUCGUCAACGAGCUGAAGAAGAUCAACCAGAACGUAGCUGCCUUGUCUGUGGCCUCAUCCAUCAUGGACAGGCUCUCCUACCUCUUGUCCAGCGCCAGGCCCGAGCUGGGGGUGGGCCCCGGGCGCUCUGUCGAUAGGUCCCUGAUGUACAGCGAGGCCAACAGGAGGGAGACGUUCACGUCGUGGCCGCACGCCGGGUACAGGUGGGCCCAGCCGGACCCCAUGGCCCAAGCAGGGUUCUACCACCAGCCGGCCUCCACAGGCGACGACCGAGCCAUGUGUUUCACCUGCAGCGUGUGCCUGGUCUGCUGGGAACCCACCGACGAGCCCUGGUCGGAGCACGAGAGGCACUCGCCCAACUGUCCGUUCGUGAAAGGCGAGCACACGCAGAACGUGCCGCUGUCGGUGACGCUGGCCACCAGCCCCGCCCAGUUCCCCAACAGCCCCGACAGCUCGGACAAGAUCGCCUGCUACGGCUUCGGCAGCUGCCCGCAGUUCCUGGCCGCCGCCACCAAGAGGGGCAAGAUCUGCAUCUGGGACGUCUCCAAGAUGAUGAAGGUGCACUUGAAGUUUGACAUCAACCCGUACGACCCGGCCAUCCUGAGGCAGCUGAUCCUGUGCAGCGGCGAGCAGGGCCAGCAGGCUCUGACCGAGUCCCGGAGACCAACGCUGGCGUGGUUAGAGGAGUCGUCCUCCUGCUCCGACCUGCCCAAGUUAGAGGGAGACAGUGACGACCAGCUGGAGGAUUCAGACAGCGAGGAGCAUUCCCGAUCGGAGUCGGUGACAGGCCAGCCGUCGCAGUGGGAGAGCAUGGACGUGAGCCUGGGCGUGACGGCGCUCAGCGUGCUGCAGCAGCCCGAGAAGCUGCAGUGGGAGGUGGUGGCCAGCGUGCUGGAGGACACGGUGAAGGACCUGGAGGAGCUGGGGGCCAACCCCUCCCUGAACCAAACCAAGGCCCACGGCCAGGCCAAACCAAAAGACAAGGUCCCCGACCACCACAACAUUCCCUUCCCCUGCCUGCUGGCCGGAGGCCUGCUCAGCUACCGCUCGGCCUCCGGCACGCCGCUGGCCGGACCCCCGCCCGCGGCCCCGGCCGCGGCUCGCAGGACCACUGAGGGUCCACUUAGGACUCAGGGACCUGAGCCUUUCCACUCCGGGCCCCUGCAGGAGCAGGGCCCCAUGGAGAUCGAGACCUGCGGUCCCCAGGCCACGGCGCAGGAGCAAGGCUUCCCCAACACGGCGGGCUCCCAGCCGUCGAGCCCGCCCCCCCUGCCCGCCGUGCGCAGGACUAUUCCCGUGCUGCUGCUGUACAGCAUCAGGGAGGUGGACGACAAGUCCUCGGGACAGGUGUUCACGCAGAUGAACAACCUGAUGAGCAAAGGGCUUCACGAGGAGGGCUUCACCUUCCCGCAGAUCAUCGAGAUGGAGUUCGACACGCACGAGCAGCUCCUGCUCCAGGACCCCCCCAUCACCUACAUCCAGCAGUUUGCCGACGCGGCGACCAACCUGGCGGGCCUGGACGGCCACGUGGACAAGUGGAGCACGCUGGCGGCGGCCACCGUGUCCACGCCGCCGCGGCCCGGAGCGCUGGUGCAGUGCCUGAGGCUCCCCAAGCAGCUGGAGGAGGAGAACCUGUACGUGGACUCCAUCACCCCCUGCUGGGACGGGGUGCACCUCCUGGUGGGCCUGCAGCCGUGCGGCUCCGAGUCGCUGAGCGCCACCAACCAGGUGGAGGCCCUCAACAACCUGAACCGGCUGCACUCCGCCCUGUGCAGCCAGCGCAAAGGGGACACGCUGCACCCGGUGGCCAACGGGGUGGAGGGGCACCAUCAGGGGGGCUCGCCGCCGCAGACGCCCCUCAUCCUGCCCCCGGGAGACCAGCAGCAGCAGCAGCAGCAGCAGAGGGCCUCCAGCAGUGGCGGCGGCGGAGGCUACCUGGCGCUGUACAAGCUCAACUACUCCACCCGCAUCGUCACCUUGGACGAGGAGCCGGUGAAGGUGCAGCAGAUCUGGGACCCGUGCGACGCCGUCACCUCGCUGAUCCUGCUCCCGCCGGACGUGCUGGACGGCAGGGAGGACGACAGCGAGGAGGCUGCUGAGGAGACGCUGCCUCCGGCCCCAAAGAAUGGCUCGUCCGGGUUCGGGGCGGGCCCGGACGGACCCGCCGGCUCCGUGGCCGGGACUGCGUGCGGAGCAGCCACGGCCGGCGCCGGCAACGCCGGCGCCACCAGCCCCUCCCCCUCCACCUCCGCCUCUGCACACAAGGACUGCAAGCGGGUGGAGGUGGCGGGCCUGGGCCACCUGGUGGUCACCACCCGGGCCGGGUACAUUAUGAUCCUGGACCUGUCCACACUGGAGGUCCUGGCCAAGGUGGAGCCGCCCAAAAAGGAGGGGUCGGCGGAGGAGACGGACCCCUUUGUCUCAGUCACGUAUUGCUCUGGGACGGACCGCCUGUGCGCCUGCACCAAAGGCGGAGAACUUCAUUUCCUUCAAAUUGGAGGCGUGUGUGACGAUAUAGACGACGGAGACAUGUUUAUUGAUGGCCCCCUUUCUAAAGGGGCUGAACUGCUGCUCGAGGGGGCCAAGCCCUCCUCCAACCCCUCCAGCCCUGGCAUCACAGGAGUGGACCUCCUGGUGGACCAGCCGCUGACCACCGAGGGCCUGAUGUCCCUGGUGGAGCUGACGCGCUUCGAGACGCUCACGCCCCGCUUCUCCGCCACGGUGCCGCCGUGCUGGGCGGAGGUGCAGCAGGAGCAGCAGCAGCGCCGCCACCCGCAGCACCUCCACCAGCAGCACCACGGCGACGCCGCCCAGCACACCCGCACCUGGAAGCUGCAGAGCGACAGCUCCAGCUGGGACGAGCACGUGUUCGAGCUGGUGCUGCCCAAAGCCUGCAUGGUGGGCCACGUGGACUUCAAGUUCGUCCUGAACGCCAACAUCGUCAACAUUCCGCAGAUCCAGGUCACUCUGCUGAAGAACAAGGCGCCCGGGCUGGGCAAAGUCAGCGAGACGGCGGUGGACAGACAGAUCUCCUUCCCUCUCUCCAGCGUCCUCCAUGCCAACGGGGAGAGGAACGGCCAGCCGCUGCUGCACGACUUCUCCGAGGACAUCCAGUUCAUGGACAUCGAGGAGACGUCAGGCUCCGUGCUGUGUCCGUUCCUGGAGGACCACAAGGAGGACAUCCUGUGCGGCCCGGUGUGGCUGGCCAGUGGGCUGGACCUCUCUGGCCACGCCGGCAUGAUCAGCCUCACCAGCCCCAAGCUGGUCAAAGGCAUGGCGGGAGGGAAGUACCGCUCCUUCCUGGUUCACAUCAAAGCGGUGAGCGACAAGAGCAUGGAGGACAGCCCGCGGCCCGUGGUGCGGAUGGCCAGCGCCAAGCCUCAGGGCAGCAAGGCGCACUCCCUGUCCACCCUGCUGCAGCGGGCGCAGGCCUCCAAGGACAAGGUGUCUGCGGUGAAGACGGAAGGCUCAGCGCCGUCAAAGAAAGUAGAAAACCUGCGAGGCUGCGACCUGCUGCAGGAGGUUUCCGUCACAAUCAGGAGGUUCAAGAAGACGUCCAUCCCCAAAGAAAGGGUGCAGCGCUGCGCCAUGCUGCAGUUCCUGGACUUCCACGAGAAGCUGCUGGACGCGCUGUGCCGGCGCACCGAGGGCGGCCCGGCCACCGAGCACGCCCAGAGCCUCAUCCUGGACAUCCUGUGCUGGCUGGCCGGGGUCUUUUCCAACGGGCCCUGCAGCCUAAGAGAGGGGAAGGAGGGCCUGCUGGCCAAAACCCGCUCCAGGCUGACCGACAUCGUGCGGGUGUGUUUCUUCGAGGCCGGCCGGAGCAUCGCGCACAAGUGUGCUCGUUUUCUUGCACUUUGUAUCAGUAAUGGGAAAGCAGACCCCAGCCAGCAGGGUUUCGGCGUCAGCCUCCUCAAGGCCCUGUUGGAUAAUAUGCCUUACUUGCCGGCGGCGGCGACCGGAGGCUCCGUCUUCUGGUACUUCGUGUUGCUGAACUACGUGAAGGAGGAGGACCUGGCGGGCUGCAGCACGGCGUGCGCCUCCCUGCUCACCGCCAUCUCCCGGCAGCUGCAGGACCGCCUCACGCCGCUGGAGGCCCUGCUGCAGACCAGGUACGGCCUGUACAGCUCUCCGUUCGACCCGGUGCUCUUCGACCUGGAGGUCAGUGGCUCCUCCUGUAAGAAUGCCUUCAACAGCAGCAUCGGCGUGCAGUCAGACGAGAUCGACCUCUCUGACAUCCUCUCAGGGAAUGGGAAGGUGAGCAGCUGCGCGGCGGCAGAGGGCAGCUUCACGGCGCUGACGGGACUCCUGGAGGUGGAGCCUUUGCACUUUACUUGUAUCUCCACCAGCGACGGCACGCGGGUGGAGCGGGACGACGCCAGCAUGUUCACCGUGAGCACGUUCGGCGUGACCCCGGCGGUGGGCGGCCUGUCCACGGGGACGGUGGGCGAAGCGUCCACGGCCCUGAGCUCGGCGGCCCAGGUGGCGCUGCAGUCGCUGUCCCACGCCAUGGUGUCGGCGGAGCAGCAGCUGCAGGUCCUGCAGGAGAAGCAGCAGCAGCUGCUCAAGCUGCAGCAGCAGAAGGCCAAGCUGGAGGCCAAGCUGCACCAGACCACCUCGGCCGCCGCCGCCGCCGCCGCCUCGGGCGUGGGACCCAUCCACAACUCUGUGCCUUCCAACCCCGCCUCCGCGCCCGGCUUCUUCAUCCACCCCUCCGACGUCAUCCCGCCCACGCCCAAGACCACGCCCCUCUUCAUGACGCCGCCGCUGACGCCGCCCAACGAGGCGGUGUCCGCCGCCUUCAGCGCCGAGCUGGCUCACCUGUUCCCCGGCUCCAUGAUGGACCCGGGACCCGUCAACCUGGCCGCGCACAAGAACACGCAGAAAGCCAAGCCGAGCCCCAUGGGAAGCGGUCUGGCUCUGGCCAUUUCCCAGGCGUCUCACUUCCUGCAGCCGCCUCCUCACCAGUCCAUCAUCAUCGAGCGGAUGCACUCAGGAGCGCGUCGCUUCGUCACGCUGGACUUCGGCCGCCCCGUCCUGCUGACCGACGCCCUGAUCCCCACCUGCGGCGACCUGGCGUCCCUGUCCAUAGACAUCUGGACGCUGGGCGAGGAGGUGGACGGCCGCCGGCUGGUGGUGGCCACCGACAUCAGCACGCACUCCCUCAUCCUGCACGACCUGCUGCCGCCGCCCGUCUGCAGGUUCAUGAAGAUCACUGUGAUCGGGCGCUACGGCAGCACCAACGCCCGGGCCAAGAUCCCUCUGGGCUUCUACUACGGCCACACGUACAUCCUGCCCUGGGAGAGCGAGCUCAAGCUGAUGCACGACCCGCUGAGGGGAGAGAGCGAGGCGGCCAGCCAGCCCGAGGUGGACCAGCACCUCACCAUGAUGGUGGCGCUGCAGGAGGACAUCCAGUGCAGGUACAAUCUGGCGUGCCACCGGCUGGAGACCCUGCUGCAGAACAUCGACCUGCCUCCUCUGAACAGCGCCAACAACGCCCAGUAUUUCCUGCGGAAGCCGGACAAGGUGGUGGAGGAGGACCAGCGCGUCUUCUCCGCCUACCAGGACUGCAUCCAGCUGCAGCUGCAGCUCAACCUGGCGCACCACGCCGUGCAGCGGCUGCGUGUGUCGCUGGGCGCCAGCCGCAAAUCGCUGUCCUCCUCCUCCGCCGCCACCGCCGCCGCCGCCGCCUGCCCGGAGGCGCAGGAGCUGGUGCACGGCUCGUCCACAGAGCAGCUGAGGACAAUCAUCCGCUACCUGCUGGACACGCUGCUCAGCCUGCUGCACUCCAACAACGGUCACUCGGUCCCCUCGGUGCUGCAGAGCACCUUCCACGCUCAGGCCUGCGAGGAGCUCUUCAAGCACCUGUGCAUCAGCGGCACGCCCAAGAUCCGUCUGCACGCCGGGCUGCUGCUGGUGCAGCUGUGUGGCGGCGAGCGCUGGUGGGGGCAGUUCCUCUCCAACGUGCUGCAGGAGCUCUACAACUCGGAGCAGCUGCUCAUCUUCCCCCAGGACAGAGUGUUCAUGCUCCUGUCCUGCAUCGGCCAAAGAUCCCUGAGUAACAGCGGCGUGUUGGAGGGUCUCCUGAACCUGCUGGACAGCCUGCUGUCGCCGCUGCAGCAGCCGCAAGCCGCCGCCCAGCGCCGCACCGAGGGUGUUCUGGACAUCCCCAUGAUCAGCUGGGUGGUGAUGCUGGUGUCCAGGCUGCUGGACUACGUGGCCAGCAUCGAAGACGAGGCGUCGGGAGCCAAGAAGCACCUGGGAGGGAAGGAGCGGGAGAGACCGCUGACGGGCAUUCAGUGGAGCUUCAUCAACAACAGCCUUCAGUCUCAGAACUCCAGCAGGUCGGCCAAAGGCAGCAGCAGCCUCGAUCGCCUCUACUCACGCAAGAUCCGCAAGCAGCUCGUCCACCACAAGCAGCAGUUAAAUCUAUUGAAAGCAAAACAGAAAGCUUUGGUGGAGCAGAUCGAGAAGGAGAAGAUCCAGAGCAACAAAGGCUCCUCCUACAAGCUGCUGGUGGAGCAGGCCAAGCUCAAACAAGCCACGUCCAAGCACUUUAAGGACCUGAUCCGUCUGCGGCGGACCGCCGAAUGGCCGCGCUCCACGCUGGACACGGAGUCCACCGCAGCCAAAGAGGCCCCGGAGGUGGAGCCGCUGCCCUUCACGCUGUCCCACGAGCGCUGCAUCUCGGUGGUGCAGAAGCUGGCGCUCUUCCUCCUCUCCAUGGACUUCACCUGCCACGCCGACCUGCUCCUCUUCGUCUGCAAGGUCCUCGCCAGGAUAGCCAACGCCACCAGACCCACAAUCCACCUGUGCGAGGCGGUGUCGGAGCAGCAGCUGGAGCGCCUGCUGCUGCUCCUGGUGGGGACGGACUUCAACCGGGGGGACAUCUCGUGGGGCGGGGCCUGGGCUCAGUAUUCCCUCACCUGCAUGCUGCAGGACAUCCUGGCAGGUGAACUGCUGUCUCCGGGCUCGCUGGACGUCAUGGACGAGGUGGUGGUGGUGGGCGAGGAGGCCGGGGCCUCGUCGUCCUCGGCGGGGGCGGGGCUGGGGGCGGGGGCGGGGCCGGGGGCGGACUCGGACGACUCGCUGCCCCAGCCCGCCCCCAUCCCCCUGGUAGAGAGCAUUGACGAGGCCCUGGUGCCCGAUAUCAUCGCAGGUGCUCCACCUCUGUCAUCUUUGGAAAAAGAUAAAGACAUAGACUUUGACUUGCUACAAGACCUGAUGGAUGUUGAUAUUGAUCCUUUAGAUAUUGAUUUGGAAAAAGAUCCACUUGCUGCCAAAGUGUUCAAGCCUAUUAGCAGCACCUGGUAUGACUACUGGGGCGCUGACUACGGCACGUACGGGUACAACCCGUACAUCGGCGGGGUCGGCAUCCCCGUGUCCAAACCGCCGGUGGCUGCCGAGAAGCCCGGCUCUCAGGGUCUGUCGGUGUCCGUGUCUCAAGCCCUGGACGCCCGGUUGGAGGUGGGCCUGGAGCAGCAGGCCGAGCUGAUGCUCAAAAUGAUGGCGACUCUCCAGGCAGACUCCAUCCUGCAGGCCCUCACUUCCACUUCCUCCACAGUGAGCCAGGCCUCCAACGGCACAGACGACUCCCUGCUGAGAGCCCUCCACGGAGGGGGAGGAGGAGGAGGAGGGGGAGGGGGAGGAAGAGGCUCUCCUCCAGCCAGCAGCCUGGUGGUUCAGCCCUCGUCCAUCCCCAUCCUGAGCGCCUGCUUCAACAAGCUCUUCUCCAUGCUGCAGGUCCACCACGUGCAGCUGGAGUCUCUGCUGCAGCUCUGGCUCACGCUCAGCCUCAACACCUGCUCCAGCGGCGGCGAGGAGAGCGGCUCCGACAUCUUCCUGUUCAACGCCAGCCGAGUGCCCACCAUCCCCCUGAACCAAGCCUCCAUCAGCAGCUUCCUGACGGUGCUGGCCUGGUACCCCAACACGUCCCUGAGGACCUGGUGCCUGGUGCUGCACUCGCUCACCCUGAUGACCAACAUGCCGGCCUGCGCCUCCGGCGGCGGGCUGAGCUCUCCGGAGAGCACGGCCCAGCAGAUGGUGUCGGACCCCACGCUGGUCCACGUCCUGGUGCGCUUCCUGUCCGGCAGCAGCACCAACGGCACCAGCCAGCACAGCUCGCAGGUGGGGCCCACCGCCACGCAGGCCAUGCACGAGUUCCUGAGCCGGCUGCAGGUCCACCUGUCCUCCACCUGCCCCCAGAUGUUCAGCGAGUUCCUGCUCAAGCUCAUGCACAUCCUGUCCACGGAGAGGGGUCCGUUCCAGGCGGGCCAGGGUCCGCUGGACGCUCAGGUCAAGCUGCUGGAGUUCACCCUGGAGCAGAACUUCGAGGUGGUGUCGGUGGCCACCAUCUCCUCCGUCAUCGAGUCCAUCACCUUCCUGGUGCACCACUACAUCACCUGCUCCGACAAGGUGGUGUCCCGCAGCGGCUCCGACAGCUCGGUGGGCGCCCGCGCCUGCUUCGGCGGCCUGUUCGCCAACAUCAUCCGGCCGGGCGACGUGAAGGCCGUGUGCGGCGAGACCACGCGCGACCAGCUCAUGUUCGACCUCCUCAAGCUGGUCAACGUGCUGGUGCAGCUGCCCCUGUCCGGGGACCGCGAGUUCAGCGGCCGCCUGCCGCCGGCCGGCGGCGGCGCCGCCGACAGCAGCGUGUCGGACGAGGAGAAGGUCUGCGGGAGCAAGGAGAGCGUGGCCGGCGGCUCGGCGUCCAGCCAGGGCCCGCCCGCCGGCGUGGCCGACCUGGUGCUGGCCAACCAGCAGAUCAUGAGCCAGAUCCUGUCGGCGCUGGGCCAGUGCAACAGCAGCGCCAUGGCCAUGAUCAUCGGCGCCAGCGGACUGCACCUGACCAAACACGAGAACUUCCACGGCGGCCUGGACGCCAUCUCGGUGGGCGACGGCCUCUUCACCAUCCUCACCACGCUCAGUAAGCGGGCCACGUCGGUGCAGGUCAUGCUGCAGCCCAUCCUCACCUACAUGGCCUGCGGCUACAUGGGCCGACAGGGCUCCCUGUCCACCUGCCAGCUGUCCGAGCCGCUCCUCUGGUUCAUCCUGCGGGUUCUGGACACCAGCGAGGCUCUCAAGGCUUUCCAUGACAUGGGGGGCGUGCAGCUGAUCUGUAACAACAUGGUGACCAGCACCAGAGCCAUCGUGAACACCGCCCGCAGCAUGGUGUCCACCAUCAUGAAGUUCCUGGACUCGGGUCCCGGGAAGGCGGCGGACGGCAACCUGAAAGCCCGGAUGCUGACGUCGGAGCCGGACAACGCCGAGGGGCUCCACAACUUCGCCCCUCUGGGCACCAUCACGUCGAGCAGCCCCACGGCCCAGCCGGCCGAGGUGCUGCUGCAGGCCACGCCCCCGCACCGCCGGGCCCGCUCCGCCGCCUGGUCCUACAUCUUCCUGCCCGAGGAGGCCUGGUGCGACCUGACCAUCCACCUCCCGGCCGCCGUGCUGCUCAAGGAGCUCCACAUCCAGCCGCACCUCGCCUCCCUGGCCACCUGCCCGUCCUCGGUGUCGGUGGAGAUCAGCGCCGACGGCGUCAACAUGCUGCCCCUCUCCACGCCGGUCAUCACCAGCGGCCUGACCUACAUCAAGAUCCAGCUGGUGAAGGCGGAGGUGGCGUCGGCCGUGUGCCUGAGGCUGCACCGGCCGCGGGACGCCAGCACGCUGGGCCUGUCCCAGAUCAAGCUGCUGGGCCUCACGGCCUUCGGCAACACCUCCUCCGCCACCGUCAACAACCCCUUCCUGCCGUCCGAGGACCAGGUGUCUAAAACCAGCAUCGGGUGGCUGCGUCUCCUCCACCACUGCCUGACGCACGUGGGCGACCUGGAGGCCAUGAUGGCCAGCGCCGCCGCGCCCACCGCCAACCUGCUGCAGACGUGCGCCGCCCUGCUCAUGUCGCCGUACUGCGGCAUGCACUCGCCCAACAUCGAGGCGGUGCUGGUGAAGAUCGGCCUGCAGUCCACGCGCAUCGGCCUGAAGCUCAUCGACAUCCUGCUGAGGAACUGCGCCGCCUCGGGCACCGACCCCGCCAACCUGAACAGUCCGCUGCUGUUCGGCCGGCUGAACGGCCUCUCCUCGGACUCCACCAUCGACAUCCUGUACCAGCUGGGCACCACGCAGGACUCGGGGACCAAGGACAGGAUCCAGGCCCUCCUGCAGUGGGUCCACGACUCCUCCCGAGUGGCGGCGCACAAGAUGAGCGUCCCGGCGGGCUACGGCGGCCACGGCGGCCCGUCCGCCUCGUCCCGGGAGUACGGCCUGCUCAUGCCGUCGCCGUCGCACCUGCACUGCGUGGCCGCCAUCCUGUGGCACAGCUACGAGCUGCCGGUGGACUACGACCUGCCGGCGCUGCUGGACAGGGAGCUCUUCGAGCUGCUGUUCAACUGGUCGAUGUCGCUGCCGUGUAACAUCGUGCUGAAGAAGGCGGUGGACAGCCUGCUGUGCUCCAUGUGCCACAUCCACCCCAGCUACUUCUCCCUGCUCAUGUCCUGGAUGGGCAUCGUGCCGGCGCCCUCCGCCACGCACUCGCAGGCGCAGCACCGCCGCCUCGCCAUGACCGACGACGGCAAGAAGCAGCACGACGCCGACGCCACGGCGGCGGGGCUCACCGACGACUCCAAGCACGCCCGGCCGCCCGUCAGCCUGUCGGAGUCGCAGCUGGCCACGCUGGCGGCCGCCUCGCAGUCGCCCGGCGCCAUCGAGCAGCUGCUGGACUCGGGCCUGCCGUCGCUGCUGGUGCGCAGCCUGGCCCAGUUCUGCGUGGGCCUGCUGGCCGGCGCCGACCUGCCGCUGCCCGCCGCGCAGGCCGAGCGGCGCCAGCACCACGCCCACCACCCGCACCACCACUACCACCACGCCCCGCACGGCCGGCCGCCGCUGGCCGCCGAGCUGGCCGCGCCCGUCCUGCGCUUCCUCACCGAGGUGGGGAACAGCCACGCCAUGAAGGACUGGCUGGGGGGGCCGGAGGUCAACCCGCUGUGGACCGCCCUGCUCUUCCUGCUGUGCCACUUCAGCGCCAGCGCCGGCUCCAACGCCGGCUGCCAGCCGCUGAGCCCCGGCCCCGCGGCGGCGGCGGCGGCCCCUCCCCCUCCGGCCCAGCCGCCGCCCGCCGCCGGGCGCUUCUCCCUGGCGUCCUCGGGGCAGACGGGGGGGCUCACCACCCAGCAGAGGACCGCUCUGGAGAACGCCACCGUGGCCUUCUUCCUGCAGUGCAUCUCCUGCCACCCCAACAACCAGCGGCUCAUGGCUCAGGUCCUGUGUGAGCUCUUCCAGUCGGCGCCUCAGCGGGGAAACGUGCCGAUCUCCGGAAACAUCUCCGGCUUCAUCCGCAGACUCUUCCUGCAGCUGAUGCUGGAGGACGAGAAGGUCACGGUCUUCCUGCAGUCGCCCUGCCCGUUGUACAAAGGACGCAUCAACGCCACCAGCCACAUGAUCCAGCACCCCAUGUACGGAGCUGGACACAAGUACCGCACCCUCCACCUGCCCAUCUCCACCACGCUGGCCGAGGUGCUGGACCGGGUCUCCGACACGCCCAGCAUCACGGCCAAGCUGAUCAACGAGCAGAAGGAGGACAAGGAGAAGAAGAACCACGAGGAGAAGGAGAAGAUGAAGGCGGACAACGGCUUCCAGGACAACUACAGCGUGGUGGUGGCCUCGGGCCUGAAGUCCCAGUCCAAGCGGGCGCUCUCCACCCCUCCCCGACCCCCCACCAGGCGGGGCCGCGUCCUGAGCGACAAGCUGACGGCCUCGUCCGGCGUGGACCCCUCGGCCAAAACCAUCAGCGUGCCCGUCUUCCACCUCUACCACAAGCUGCUGCCAGGUCAGCCCCUCCCGCCCGAGAUGACCCUGGCUCAGCUGCUGACGCUCCUGUACGACCGCAAGCUCCCGCAGGGCUACCAGUCCAUCAACCUGACGGUCAAGCUGGGCUCCAAGGUCAUCUCCGACCCGGGCCUCUCCAAGACCGACUCCUUCAAGAGGCUCCGCACCGAGAAAGUGGAUCACUGCGACAUGCUGAGCAGCUGCCCGGAGGACGAGCCCAUGACGCCCGGCGAGGAGUGCCUGGACGCCGCCGCCGACGAGUCCCUGCUGGAGACCAGCCCCAUCCAGUCCCCGCUGCAGGUGUUCGCCGGCAUGGGCGGCCUGGCGCUGAUCGCGGAGAGGCUGCCCAUGCUGUACCCGGACGUCAUCCAGCAGGUCAGCGCCCCCGUGGUGCCGUCCGCCACGCAGGAGAAGCCCAAGGACAGCGACCAGUUCGAGUGGGUGACCAUCGAGCAGUCGGGCGAGCUGGUGUACGAGGCGCCCGAGUCCAUCGCCGCCGAGCCGCCGCCCAUCAACAAGCAGCAGUCGCAGUCGUCCUCCUCGUCCUCGUCCUCGGUGCAGACCAUGUCGCCCAUCCCCGCCCACUCGCUGGCGGCGUUCGGCCUCUUCCUGCGCCUGCCCGGCUACGCCGAGGUGCUGCUGAAGGAGAGGAAGCACGCGCAGUGCCUGCUGCGCCUGGUGCUGGGCGUCACGGACGACGGCGAAGGCAGUCACAUCCUGCAGUCGCCGUCAGCCAACGUGCUGCCCACGCUGCCGUUCCACGUGCUGCGGGCGUUGUUCAGCAGCACGCCGCUGACCACCGACGACGGCGUGCUGCUCAGGCGCAUGGCUCUGGAGAUCGGCGCCAUCCACCUCAUCCUGGCCUGCCUGUCGGCUCUCAGCCACCACGCACCGCGCAACCCCAACGCCACCACCAGCGUCUCCGAGCCUCAGAUGUCCAGUUGUCACGGUGGGGGGACCAGCGAGGAGCAGCAGCUGUACUGGGCUAAGGGGACCGGCUUCGGAACGGGGUCCACGGCCUCGGGCUGGGACGUGGAGCAGGCGCUCACCAAGCAGCGGCUGGAGGAAGAGCACGUCACCUGUCUGCUGCAGGUCCUGGCGAGCUACAUCAACCCGGCCGGCUCGGGCAGCUGCCACGGCGCCGAAGGCUCCUCCACGGACAGCAGAGGCCACAACAGCUCGGCGCUGCCGGCGGUGCUGCAGGAGCUGCUGAGCCAGUCCUGCCUCAUCCCCGCCAUGUCCUCGUACCUGCGAAACGACUCAGUGCUGGACAUGGCCCGCCACGUGCCUCUGUACCGGGCCCUGCUGGAGCUGCUCCGGGCCAUCUCCACCUGCACCGCCCUGGUGCCCCUGCUGCUGCCGCUGACCGGAGACCCGGGCCAGGAGGAGGAGGAGGAGGACGAGGACCACCCGGAGGGCCAGACGUCCGUGGGGAUGCUCCUGGCCAAGAUGAAGACGUGCGUGGACACCUACACCAACCGGCUCAGGUCGAAGAAAGACAAAAGCAAAGGUGUGGUGAAGACGGACAGCUCCGACCCGGAGCCCGAGGGGCUGACUCUGCUGGUGCCGGACAUCCAGAGGACGGCUGAGAUCGUGUACGCCGCGACCACCAGCCUGCGCCAGGCCAACCAGGAGAGGAAGCUGGUGGAGUCCUCCAGGAAGGUCUCCAGCCGGCCCAAGCCGCUGUCCAUCCUGCGCUCCCUGGAGGAGAAGUACGUUGCCGCCAUGAAGAAGCUGCAGUUCGACACCUUCGAAAUGGUCUCGGAGGACGAGGACGGGAAGCUGAUGUUCAAGGUGAACUACCACUACAUGUCUCAGGUGAAGAACGCCAGCGACACCAACAGCGCCGCCCGGUCUCGCCGCCUCGCCCAGGAGGCCGUCACCCUGUCCACCUCGUUGCCUCUGUCGUCCUCGUCCAGCGUCUUCGUUCGCUGCGACGAGGAACGCCUAGACAUCAUGAAGGUGCUCAUCACGGGUCCCGCCGACACCCCGUACGCCAACGGCUGCUUCGAGUUCGACGUGUACUUCCCACAGGACUACCCCAACUCCCCUCCUCUGGUCAACCUGGAGACCACCGGCGGGCACAGCGUGCGCUUCAACCCAAACCUCUACAACGACGGCAAAGUGUGUUUAAGCAUCCUCAACACCUGGCACGGGAGACCGGAGGAGAAGUGGAACCCACAGACCUCAAGCUUUUUACAGGUGCUAGUGUCGGUGCAGUCCCUGAUCCUGGUGGCUGAGCCCUACUUCAACGAGCCGGGAUACGAGCGCUCCCGCGGGACCCCCAGCGGCACCCAGAGCUCACGGGAGUACGACGGAAACAUCCGGCAGGCCACCGUCAAGUGGGCCAUGUUGGAGCAGAUGCGCAACCCGUCGCCUUGCUUCAAAGAGGUGAUCCACAAGCAUUUCUACUUGAAGAGAGCUGAGAUCAUGUCUCAGUGCGAGGAGUGGAUCGCAGACAUCCAGCAGUACAGCAGCGAUAAGCGGGUGGGCCGCACCAUGUCGCACCACGCCGCCGCGCUCAAGAGACACACGGCUCAGCUGAGAGAGGAGCUCCUGAAGCUUCCGUGUCCCGACGGUCUGGAGCCCGACGGAGACGAGUUCUCGGAGAAGAGCGCCGCCCUCCUCCUCCUCAAAGAGCUGCCGGUGCCGGACGGCGAGAAGCCCGGCGGCAGCCAGGACGCCCACGGCGGCGAGGGCCAGCUAUGAGCCCCCCCCUUCCCCUGUUAACCCCCCUUCUGAGAGACUGGAUGGCUCCACAGCUGGAGCCACCGCCUUGUCAAUACUUGUAUGUAAAGAUCUAAUCGCGGAGACGGAGAGGACGCACGUGCCGCACGGCCACGAGACAAACUCUGAGCGAAGCUACGCCCUUACUGAGAAAACAAACUUUUAUUUACCUGUAAAAGAGUGUAAACAUUUUGUGCUUUUUUCCAAUUGUGAAAUAACCACUGAUUGGUAUGUUAUUAAACUUGUUUAUGUAUACAUAAAGGCAGAGGAAAAUUACAGAUUAUAUAAGGGACGCCACCUUUAGAGACGAAUGUUUACUGAAUGUUAAUUUCUUUUCUUUUCCUUUUUUUCUUUCUUUUGGACAGAUGUAACCAAGGAUAUAUUGGUGAUUCUUUAAGGAUAAUAUUUAAAAGCAAACACACACACACACACACACACACACAGGUAACAGAAUCUGAGAUAACAAAGUUUAAAAGAAGAAGAAAAGCCCCUCCGAUCAUCCGUUGCUUCGUCCGAAUCUCUCGAGUCAUAUCCACCUGAGUAAAGGUUGAGCUGGACGUUCUUAAAUGCUAUGUUAUCCCUUUUACAGGCUCCAAAUUAAAAAGCACCGUGCUCUGGA
Molecule: messenger RNA, 15967 nt
Organism: Salarias fasciatus (jewelled blenny)
Lineage: Eukaryota; Metazoa; Chordata; Actinopteri; Blenniiformes; Blenniidae
Gene: birc6
Product: baculoviral IAP repeat containing 6
Biological process (GO): negative regulation of apoptotic process; regulation of cytokinesis; apoptotic process
Cellular component (GO): nucleus
Molecular function (GO): cysteine-type endopeptidase inhibitor activity; ubiquitin-protein transferase activity
Source: RefSeq, a predicted model, not a curated record